Nezara viridula (southern green stink bug) is the source of this 369-nucleotide messenger RNA. Lineage: Eukaryota; Metazoa; Arthropoda; Insecta; Hemiptera; Pentatomidae. The record is from the annotation of a GenBank genome assembly.
AUGGUGGGCACUAUCGUAAUUGCCCUGAGUCUUCUUUCAACCGGCUCAGGAAUUGAACUUCCAGGAACAACAAUUGCAUCGGUAUUACUUUGUUUCGCAGAGGUCGGAUUCAUGUACCUUUUCUCCGUGUUCAGUCAAUACAUUACUGAUUUGAGCAUGGACCUCCGGUUCACAAUGUACAGUACCAAAUGGUACUAUUGCAACAAGACCACAGCACAGAGCAUCGCCAUAUUUCAAACUAUGACUCUCAAACCGAUGACUUUGACGGCUGGUGGAAUAGUACCAGCCAAUAUGGAUACGUUUGGAAAAGUAAUGAACAGCGCAUACUCUUAUUACAACGUUGUAAAUGCCUUCAACAUUACAGUUUAA